AUGGCGCCUCGACUGCCUCUCUUUACGACCCGCUCGGUGCCAUUCAGGACGAAGCCUACGGUUCCGCAGAAGAGAUUUGCUCCUGCCUCGAGUCUACUUCAGCAGCAGCGCGCCGCAAGCGAUGAUGCAGCUGCAAAGGGCGGGUCCCUCGAAAACACGGCUCUUCAUACACAGGCGAAAGGCCCCAAUAUGGACCAAUUGCCCCAUGUGACAGAAGAAGCUGCUGCAAUUGACAAGACAAUGGGAAACACGCCUCCGGAUGUGGAGCAGGGGACACCGGUGCAAGAGAUUCUUAAGCGCGAUAAAGAUGCCCAAGACAAGGCGCCUCAGGUCAUGAAACAAGAUCUAAAGCUGGAACCCAACAGCACCAAUAAGUCACCCUCCGGAUCCCGUUCCUUUUCGACCGCCGCGAGAAAAAGUGCCGCUGAGGUUGAAGCGGUAUCAAACUUGGGUGGAUCAGUAGACAGCUUGGUUCACUUUCAGGACACGAGAGUCGUAGGCCUGGAGUAUCCCGACGCUGGCUUCGGGCAUAAGUUUGGGCUACCGGACCUGAAGCCGCUGGGCAAAGCGGUGAAUUUCAAGAGAAGAUAUGACCCCGUGGUGGAGCAGGUGACAAGAAGUCUGAUGAGGGAUGGAAAGUUGAGUCGUGCGCAGAAGAAUAUGCAAUUCAUCCUCGACGCCCUCCGAACCUCAUCUGCACCGCCAUCCAACAAGGACCUAAUCAGUCCUUUGCCCAUGCAAUCUCUCCCCCUCUCCCCUGUCGCUUAUCUCACCGCCAUAAUCGACUCCGUCGCCCCUCUCGUCAAGAUCCGCCAACAGAGAGGUCUACUGGGUGGCGGUGCCUCCAUGCCCAUUCCCGUUCCCCUACGCCUUCGUCAGCGCAGACGGACAGCUAUCCAAUGGAUAUUAACUGCCGCCGAGGGGAGAAGAGAAGAUAAGCUUGCGGAACGUGUGGCCAAGGAGUUAUUGGGAGUUGCCGAGGGAAGAAGUUCUGCGUGGGAAAAGCGAGCUAGGGUGCACAAGAUGGCAAUCAGUGCAAGGGCGAAUGUUAAGAUUGCCGCGAAUGGGAGGAGGAUUCGGACGAAGAGUAUUCGAGGCAAGUGA
Molecule: messenger RNA, 1104 nt
Organism: Cladophialophora psammophila CBS 110553
Lineage: Eukaryota; Fungi; Ascomycota; Eurotiomycetes; Chaetothyriales; Herpotrichiellaceae
Exons: 3
Coding region: 1-1104 (367 amino acids)
Biological process (GO): ribosomal small subunit assembly; translation
Cellular component (GO): ribosome
Molecular function (GO): structural constituent of ribosome; mRNA binding; rRNA binding
Source: RefSeq, a predicted model, not a curated record